UCGACUUUGGUCGACCCCCCUCCCCCAACAUAGCCUUUCGUCGUCCGUUUUGUUUCCGACCUGAAGCCUCUGUUUCCUCCUCGUCUCUCAUCCUCCCCGCAAUGUCUCCUCCCUCUCCCUCCACCAAAGAAGAAAUAGAGGAAGAAGAAGAAGAAGAAGAAGAAGAAGAAGAACCAAAAGAGGAGGAAGAAGAAGAAGAAGAAGAAGAACCAAAAGAGGAGGAAGAAGAAGAAGAAGAAGAAGAAGAAGAAGAAGAAGAAGAAGAAGAAGAACCAAAAGAGGAGGAAGAAGAAGAAGAAGAAGUAAAAGAAGAAGAAGCAAAAGAGGGCGAAGAACCAGAAGAGGAGGAAGAGACCCGUCGGGAAACCACGGGCGUCCCCUCCUCUUCCACCUUGGUAGAAUCGGUGAACAGUCUCUGCGCCCUUAGCGGCGCCCUCUCCGAAUUCACCCGCCAAUGGCGCGACCUCCAAAGCACCCUCGACUUCAUCCUAGCCUCCAUCGACGCUCGCUCCAAGCACCUCGACGCCGCACCCGCAACAACCGAUAAUCCACUCCCAAAGGCACCCAAGCCCGAUCCCGACCCGGUCCUCGCGGAGCUCCACGCCCUGUGCGAGGGCAUGCGCGGCCACGCGCUCCGCAAGUUCGUGGCGUCCCGGCUCUCCGAGCUCGGGUGGCUCCGCCGCGAGGUACCCGCCGCGCUUCCCCGCGCCCGCGACCCCGCCGCGCUCGUGUUCUACGCCAUGGGCCACUUCUACCGCGAGAGCAGCAAGGCCUUCGUCCGCCCCUCUAAGCUCGUCGACUCCCGCCGCGCCUGCAUCCUCCUCCUCGAGUUCUACGUCCUCUCCGGAUGCCUCCCUGCCUCCGCCGCCGUCGACCCCGCCGUCCGGAAGGUCGCCGUGGGCGCCGCCCUCACGUGGCGCGACCGCCUCGUCAAGGAAGGCGGCGGUGUCCACGCUGCCGGCCCCGUGGAUGCGCUCGGGCUCACACUAUUCGUUGGGUGCUUCGGCAUCCCCCACGAGUUUAGUUCCAAGGAGAUGUGUGACCUGCUGAGAUUGAGUAAACUCGAGAAGAAAGCUCAUGUCUUGCGCCAGUCCCCGAUCCUACUCAGCAAGCUGCCCGGUAUAAUUAAAGAUUUGAUACGUCAAGAGUCGUUUGUCGAAGCUGUUGAGCUUAUUUGUGCUUUCGAGCUUAAGGGCAAAUUUCUACCCAUGCCUUUGUUGUCUUCAUUUUUACUGAGACUUAAACAAAAUGGAGAGAAGGAACAGGGGGGGCAAUCUUCGAUAAGUUCAUUGAAAAGUUCUGGCGAAAGGGAGUUAGCCGCUUUAAAAUCAGUGGCCAGAUGCCUGGAGGAGUACAAGCUCGAUCCCUCCGAGCUAGCUGAUUUCCAUAUCAAUGAGAGGAUCGCCAGAUUAGAAAAAGACAUUGCAGAAGCUGAGCAGAAACUGCAGCAGAGGAGCUUAAAGAGAAAGGUGGGGGAGGUGGCGGGUCCCUCUGAAAAUCCUGGAGGGAAACGCCCAUGGCCGGCUGCUGCCGUAUCAUCGCCUCGUGUUGCACCUGAACUGAUCAGACAACUGCACGAUCAGAAAAUAGCUUAUACAGCGCACAGCAGCUUGAUGGGGCAUCCGCCUUCAGGAGGAGCAAGCUGGUUGCAAGUCAGCCCAUUGCAAGCUGGAAGGCCAAAUUUUUACUUGCAGGGAGGCCCACAAGCUUCAUCCCUGGCUGACGGAAGCAGAAAUGGAAGUGGGAGCUCAGCCGCUGACCUCUACAAGUUUGCAGAUGCUGUUUUGGAGCGUGAAUCGCGUUAUGGCAACUCUGGUGCUAGCUAUGCUGCACCUAGACCUAGCUAUUUUCCAUCUCUCAACAGUUGAGUUGCAAUAUUUUAUUUUCCUUUUCUCUUUUUCGGAUGUAGGGUGGAAUCGAACUUGGUUUUAGGUUCUUCUAUAUGGAAAGCAAUGUGCUGUACAUGAGAAAUACUGUUUCGCUGAUUAAGUUGUAUAUACAUAUCGUACUCUGUUCCUGAAGGUCAAGAUUGACCUACCUGCACAAUUGCUGUGCCUCCUUUUCACUUCAUCAUCGACUGCUGAUUUAAGAUAAUGUAAGAAGCCUUUGGCA
Molecule: messenger RNA, 2112 nt
Organism: Ananas comosus (pineapple)
Lineage: Eukaryota; Viridiplantae; Streptophyta; Magnoliopsida; Poales; Bromeliaceae
Product: protein FRIGIDA-like
Exons: 4
Coding region: 102-1868 (588 amino acids)
Source: RefSeq, a predicted model, not a curated record